This is a messenger RNA of Xyrichtys novacula (pearly razorfish), 7690 nucleotides long. NCBI's taxonomy places the organism in Eukaryota, Metazoa, Chordata, Actinopteri, Labriformes, Labridae. The record is from the annotation of a GenBank genome assembly.
GCAAUAGUCCAUUCCACUGAAUCAGAGCUGUGUGGCAAAGAAGGAGCCGGUUUCGCCGUAUCAUCCUGACCAGGUUUUACGGCGCAGUCACUGACACCUCCAUGAGGGCGUUACCGACCGGCUUGCCUCCAUAACAGCCACUAGGCAACCACCAAACCAGCAGGUCAGUCAACACUGAGUGCAAGUCAUCCUGACAACAUCAGUUUCUCUCAGACUCGGGGGCUGUAUAGUAUCCGGCUAGCCAGCUGUUAGCCUGCUGCUGCUGUCGCCGUCAGUGACACAGAGCUUUACUGUCACAUUUGAUCGCAACAGACGCUGAUUAGCAACUUGUUAGCUCGCUAGCAGAAAAACCCACAUGGAUCCUCAAAACACCAAUACGAACACUGAGGCGAGGGUGUUGUUGAGCCACGCUAAGACCCUCAGACUGCACACCGGGAAUCUAGUCAGCAGAAGCCGUCUGAAGAAGAAAUGUCCGGGGUCACCCAGCGAGGAGGUAAGAAAACACCUGCCAAAUAAGACACCAGUUUUCUGUCCACUGUAGUCAUUUGUGUUGGUCUGGUUUUAACAGAGUAUUAUAAGCUACUUAGCUUAGCCACAAAGUUAACUGCAGGCUACCCGGCUAAAUGUUUAACUUGCAAGCUAAUGACUCCACGGUGUGUUCAUUGAUAAUAAAGCAGGUGCUGCGUUAUAUAAAGUGUUCAUUGAGAGGUGUGUGACUUUACAAGGAGUUUUAAAUAGUAGUUUUGCUUCAUAGUAAACUGACAAGACUUUCCUGGCAUAGUUGAGUUGAGUUUAAGGUUUUAGGAAGGAGGCCAGUUUUAACAAUCUUUAUGAUCUUGCUGUAGGCGAAUAGUUAACUGACAGAGACAUGUGAAGAAUGACUGAGGUGAGAGUAAAACUACUGGGAGAGUUUUCUGCAGAUUAUGUAACAGACUAACAUUAUUGCUUACAUGCAUUUUUAUGGGCGUCUCAAUUUUAUGAAUUGAGAUUAAAACCUGUAAGAUUGACUGUUGUAGGAAUAAAGUUUUCAAUGUUUUAAACUGCAGCUGAAGGGGAGACAGAUGCUGAAACAGCCUUUGUUUACAGACUUCUGAGACCAAGAGUUGCAGGGAGGGAUAUGUUGAACUAGUUAAAGAAAGUAGGAUGUUAUUAUCAUAAAACCUGACACAUACUUGUAUAGGACAAAAUUAAUGAUUGAUUGAUUGAAGUUUAUGUUGGACAUACAAAAAAUAAAUAACAAUAAAAAAGUAAAGAAUACAACAACAAAUGACAAAGAGUUAUUCGAGUUCAAAAAGGAGUGGGAAGAAGUCGAGACUUAUCUAGUCCCACCCCUUAUUUACAUUAAUAGCUUACAAAUAUAUCAUUAUAUAAUAUUAAUUAUCAUAGUUAUAACAGCAAUUAAAGUGGAAAUAACCAAUAACAACAACAAAACAAUGAAAAUAAUGAUAAUAGUUACUAUGAAUGUACAUCCCUGUAUCCCGUGAAAACAUAUUAUUUAUAUUUUGUUUUAAACUGUUUUAUGUUUGGACAUUGUUUUAACUCCUCACCCAUACCCUUCCAUAGUCUCACCCCACAGGAUAGAAGGGGAUGAAAGGUUUAUGUGAGGGAUGAAAGGUACCACAAAUGGUCAGAUGACUGUUGUCCUCUGUCGGCAGGUGCAGUAAAGCAGCAUACUUGUAAAAUCGUUCAUGUAGUGUCGAAAUCAGGAAUCACUUUUCAGAAGGACUGACACAGAAAUGACAACGUCAGCUGGCUUGUUAGCGCAACAAUCUUAAGUCCAGAGAUAUUAGUUUUUAAAUAAUAAUACACUGUUGGGAAAUAUCUCAACUGUUAGUACUUGGCUGGAAAAUUGAUCGAACAUGUAAUCUGUCUUCACAGUGAAGCAGGAUUUGCUUUUGUUAUUUGAGUAAACCACUUAUUGUGCCUUUGGAUGUUAAUUGGUUUACAACUUAAUAAGAUUUGGUCAGAUUUUUUUUUGUUGUUUUGUGGGGGUUGAGGGAAUAACCUGUUUUGAGGUCAGCAGUGACCAGAGUCCUUCUUCACCUUACUUCAGUAUCAAGUAUCAAUGUAUCAAUGGGAAUUCGUAUACAUGUAACUCUCUGAUGAUAGACAAUAUGUUACUGAUUUAAAAUGUGCAUUAUGAAAACUCUCUGAUGUUAGAUCCUGCUUCUCCCCAUGCAGGUAUUUCACCUGUCUUAUACCAAAGGGAGUAUAGCCAUAUAAGCCAUAUAGUUUUCACUGGUUGUUAUUGAAUUAAAAUAAGCACACAUGCGUUGUAUUGUUCGAAGUCAAUCCCUGAAUUGUUGUAGAUGAAAUGAAGGACUGACUCUUUAACCUUUCCACCACCAACUCUGUGGUCAUAUGGCCGUCUUGUGCUGUCCGAUGGGAAAGAAACACGAGGUUACUGUCUAUCUUAUGUACCUUUCACCCCCACAUGACGUGAAUGCUGCAGCUGAGCUGGUUCUCUGUAGCCUCACUUUGUCUGAGUCUCAAUAAAGUUUAAUGAAGCCACCUUUGCUAAAAUUCCUCUCCUGCAUAAUGCCUUUAGGAUAAAGUUGAUGUGACAUUUUCUGCAGCCCUCAACACCCAAACCGAUAAUUCUAGUUCCUUGCUCCAGUGCAGCAGGUCUCCACUGCCUCUGCUAUCCUUUUUGUAAAUAUUUAUGUUUAACAAUGAGGCAUUUCUCAGCACUUGGACUCCACUUUUCUCCUCUCAUUUUCCCACACUUGGAGCUAGUGAGUGACACUGAAAAGUUUAUAGAACUGAUCCCAUCAUUUUUAAAAGGGUCACAGUGUGUUUUUAGGUGCUAGGAAUAAAAAGCUGAGGGUCCUGAAUUUGUGAAAAUAAACUUUUUGUUGUUUUGUUCUGUUUCAGCUUCAAGACUGCAUUCAAGCAACACUCAGCGACUGGUUUUCCACUUCAAAACUGACAUUCAAGGUAGGUCAGGACAGUUUUUGUUCUCACUCUGAGAUUCUCAUCGUUCACUUUGUUUGAGCUCUCCUGCAUGUUCUUCAAUGAAGCAGAAAUAAAGAAGAAUAAUGUUUAAAGUUCACUGUCAGGUAUAGUCAGACCUGUAGCGGUCAUGUGUUUCCACCACCGUGCAGUCAAGACUCCAGUGCCUGGGAAAAGAAGAUAUCUGUUGUGAUGGACAUCAAAGGAUGCCCUCAGGCUCAAUGAAAAGUAGCUGUCAUGAUGAAUGUUCAUGCAGGGCUGGCUGCCAAAGGCGCCGUUGGAAAUGUGCAUCUGUCCACUGGGAUUGGAAGUGGGAGGCUGGGAGGGGGCACCCGAACUGUGCUUUAGGCUCUCUGUUAGCUGUGAUCAGGGUUUCUGGGCCGUUUUCAAUGAGUGUGUAGUUCUCAUGAAGCUGUCAUGUUCUGAACUGAAUGAAAUCAAGUUUAAAAAGUGCAGCAUUUAAAGUUGUUAAGCAUACUUUAUGCUUAAGCAGCCCUGCUCCAGUAGUUUUGCUAGGCUCAGCUAUUGUGCUUCAGCUGUCAUCACCACAGCCUUUGGGCUCAAAUUGUGGUGGGGGAGGUUUGGGAGCAUUUAACAGUAGUCUAAAAUACUUAAAUACAACCCCUAUCUUUGAUAUCCACAACAAGCCAAUGUCAUAAAUGUGACGUAUUUAGAUUUGCAUAAAUUCAGAACAACAAAAAUAUUUUGUGCAGGCACGCACACAUACACACACGCACUUUGGUACAUGAAUGUGAUAACAGUUUUCCAUUCAAGUCUUAAGUCUGAGUAAGUGAAGGGUUUCUUUGUUUCCUAAACGUCAUAACAGAAAUCUUAACCUUUCUCCUGUGGGACAGAAUCCCAGCUGCUGUCCCUGCCUCAUCCUGUGAGCCACGGUUCGAGCAUGGGCAUUAAAAUAUUAUCCUUUAAAGUCUGCUACAUGAGCUCUACUUUCUUCAUCAAGAGUACACAACAGGGUGUGUCUGAAUAGACAGGAGGAGAGAUACAAGCAAUCCUUUGGCCAAGUCUUUGCUCUUAUUGCAUCUACGCAGUCAGAUCAGAUGUUACAGGGAAUCUGAUUUGGUUUUUGGUCUGGCAGUGCUUCAGAUUCCACAGGGACAUUAAAACCAAGUUCCAGACGAUCACACAGGCAAAUGGAAAUGUUCUGCUUACAUACAAAUGGUAGCUGAUUAGCAUCCACUAUUUUUAACAAUAACAACACAAGUGUUUCUUCUUUACUUGUCAUUUUUUUAAACUUUAAUUUGACAAGGAAACACCUCUUGUGCUAAUGGCAGCCAUUAAAAGUAAGCCGUAAACAAGUUUCAUUGACGUGAGCGAAGAGGUUUAUGAGUGAAACGUAAAAAACGUAAAUGUUUGUUUGGAUGGAGGUUCAUGAAUCACUCUUCUUAGACCUCAAGUAUAAACAGAGUUUUUGGGAACAGUGCAUGUAAACAAAAGUUCAGUUAGUUUCCAAGACAACUCCAAUGAGGGUCAUUAUUUAUGUUAUGCCAGUUGCUCUUUUCUCCUUUAAUUUCUCACACUGUUAACUACUUUAUGACAUUUUACGCCUGAUGCAGCUGAUUUCAUUAUUUUGGACCAGUCAAAGUGUGGUGAACUCAGAGAUGAUGUGCCUUUCUUGUUACACAGGACCUCCCAGAUACGCUGGACUGCUCCAUUCCUCAACCAACAGAUGCGAUCACACCUGAAGAGAGGGAGGAGCUGAAGGUCUCAGGUCUGUACUGGUUCUUGAUUCACAAGACAUACAUGAUUGCUGUAGGGAAACAUUUUAGUUUCAGUUCCCAGCAGCAGUUCUGCUUUUGGGGAUUUUGAGCAAUCGGUUAACCUCUUAAUUUGAAACAGAUGAACAGUAAAUCUGAGGGGUGCAGCACAUGACUGAACUAUGGAUGAACCCAUUUUGGAUUUUGUUCAACAUUUUUUUACUUUUUUUGCAAUAAACAGUGGUGGAUGAAGUACACAAAUUCAUUACUUGGGUCAAACGAUAGACAGUCAUGGUCAAGUAUUGCUCCAGUGAAAGAGAAAGUUGCCCAGUUCAAGUAUUUCUGCGUUCAAAAAUAAUUAACAAUUCAAAUUAAAAGUUUAAAUAAAGUGGAGUACAAGUACUAAGUCUCCCUUAAAAGAAAUACUUAAGUAAAGUACAGAAACUCAAAAACUGUACAUAAGUACUGUAAUGAAAUAAUCUGCUUUCGUUACUGUCCAGCUCCGUGGUUGAAAAUGUCGAGUGACAAACAAAAUAUGUCAGGGAUCAAAGCAACCCUAAAUGAUUUAUGGCUCUGUCACAAAUAAAUCAUGACUGCAAAGUGUGGUGAGUAAUAUUACCAAUGAAUUUGACAAAACACUUUCAGGUAGUGGGUAAAGAUUUGUUUCUGGUUGUCUUGCUUUUACAGUCAAACUGUUCCUCUGUGAGUCGCUUCAGUCUUCUAUCAAAGAUGCCGUGGAGAUGGGUGAGCUUAAAAUCUCAGGAGCAAAAUUUUCAUGUGUCUUAAAACCUUUACAUUUGAUAUGAACUUUUUCUUCCUUUGUCAAUAUCACUUCCUUGUUUAUCUCUCAUAACUAGCUUGUCAGACUCUGGCUGUGUCCCAGCUUGACUCCGUUAUCAUAGCCCCGCCUGGGCCUGUGGAGGGCGACAGUCAGACUUUGUCCCACCUUCAGCCAGCCUGGGAGGAACUGGAAGCUCUAGUCAAGAGCCAGAAAAUUGCCGCUAUAGGCACAUCUGACCUGGACAAAGACCUACUGGAACAGCUCUACAACUGGGCUAAGGUGAGUGAAUAUUCUUGAUAUGUCCCUCAGUUUGUCUUAAAGUUGAAAAGUUGAAAAAAGUUGAAAAGUUUUUAGUGACUUCUCUGUGUAGCCAGAACCUGCCAGAGACGCAACAAUUUGUCAACAUUGUCAACAAAAAGAGUCAUGAAAAAUUUGACUGCAGUGCUUGUAUUUGUACAAAUUUGUAUAGAUCCUUAAAUUGUGUGUGUAUAUCGUGGGACAUUUCAAGCUAUUGAACCACUGAUAGUAAUGGCAGCUUGUGAUGAAGAUGAAGCCACUCACACAGCUCUCCUCUUGUUUUAGGUGAAGCCGAGCAGCAAUCAGGUGAACCUGGCCUCCUGCUGUGUGAUGCCCCCUGACCUGACAGCCUUUGCGAAGGAGUUUGACAUUCAGCUCCUCACACACAACGAUCCAAAGGGUGAAAAAAAACAUUCACUUUCUCUCCUCCGUAUAAAGUACUUUCUCAUGAAGUUUCUCUUUGUGAUUGGUACAUAAAGUGCAGAUUUUCCUUAUCAGGUGUUCACAAUGACAAAAAAUAAGUGAUUGGCUUUGUGAUGUGGUAACCUACUGCCCCUUGUUCACAAAACUACCGAAAGAUGAUUAAAAGAGGCACAGCAGCCCACUGCAGUGGAUCGAACUGCUCAGUUGCCUCUGUAAUUUUAUUCCUCAAGAGAUCUAAACACCUUUUUUUUUAAUCUCCUCAACCACAGAGCUGAUGUCAGGAGCCACAUUCCAGGAGGCAGUGAAGGGAGGCCUUCAGGACCUACAGGAUCAGGACGUCUCUGACUGGAGACUGGAGUGGGUCCUACGCUACUCUAUUAUAGUCAAGAGCAGGGGCAUCAUCAAGGCUAAAGGCUACCUCGUCAGUGCAAGAAAGGCAAGCCCCUAGCGGCCCCCAUUGAUGAAGAAACCAAUGGAUGAAGCCAUUUUCCUCCUGUUUCAUUUUCCCAUACACGACAUCAGAUGAGGCUGCAUCUCGUUCAUCUUUGAUUUCUGUGACUAUAAAAAGCGAGCGCUCAUUACCAUCGUCACUGUGAAUGAAGCAGGGCAGGAAUGUGUAAGAUCAGCUCCAGUGUCAGAUUGAAGAGAUAAGGUGGUGAAAGUUGAAUUAAAUGGAUGACUAGCACACCGACAAAACAACACAGUAGAGGCUGCGUUCAUUUUUAAAAUAGUUGGUUGGGAAGGUUUGGUUUAUCUUUAAAGGGUUCCUGAACAUUUUCAGACUUGAAGUGCCUCCUCUUCUCUUUUCUUCUCCUCUCUUCUCAUCACCAUUUUGUCUCCACUGUGUCUGUUAAAAUCAAGCUUUAAUCACUCAGAAUUCAGAUUUUGGAAGGGUAACAGAUUAGAAGAAAUGAAUUGUUGUUCCCGGUACAGAGUAAUCAAGAAUAUUAUAAAAGUCAGACGUGAUCCGUGAAACUAGAUUGACUUUGCUGUACCUAACACGGUUUGCAUUCCUCUGUUUAGAAAAUGUAUGCACUCACUUGAUUCAUCCCGAUUCUGCUACAUAUGAGAUGUUUAUUUUAUGAUACUGAUAGAAUUAGACUUUUAACUGGUAAACCAACAACUGUUUGAGGUUAUCUGACUUUGUUGUGUCAUGCAUUUUUUUUUCCAACCAUUUGCUGUUUUGGAUGAUGCAUUGAAAUAUUCACCUGCUCCACACUCAUGAGAUUACCUGAGGGCGGGGAGAACAGCAGUACUGACAUGCAGGCCAGGUUUACGCCCUCUAUGCUUUGUUGUUGUUGUAGCACUGGAAACUCGAUGCAAAAGAGGUGUGAACAUUUGUUUACUCUGCAGAAGACAUUUUUAUUUAAGAGACAUGGCUGUUUUUCCAGAUGGGAUUUGGUUAAUUGGACUAAGACAAGUUAUCUGUUGUACUGUAAACAUAUUUUGUCAUCAUGUAUCUGUAUAUCUUGAAUUGGCUUUCUUAAAAUAAUUAAAUUAAACAGUUUGGUGUCAUCUGUUU